Messenger RNA from Ficedula albicollis (Collared flycatcher), 1515 nucleotides. It is a transcript of the gene GPC4, whose product is annotated as glypican 4. The transcript has 8 exons. NCBI's taxonomy places the organism in Eukaryota, Metazoa, Chordata, Aves, Passeriformes, Muscicapidae. The coding region runs from base 49 to 1515 and encodes 488 amino acids. Gene Ontology annotation, cellular component: extracellular region; synapse; plasma membrane. Gene Ontology annotation, biological process: regulation of signal transduction; regulation of protein localization to membrane; cell migration. The record is from RefSeq and is a predicted model, not a curated record.
GACCACUUGAAAGUCUGCUCGCAAGGCUACACAUGCUGCUCUCAAGAAAUGGAGGAGAAGUACAGUCAGCAGAGUAAACACGACUUCAGAAACGCUGUGGUAGAGCUUAGCAAUCACCUACAAAACAUGUUUAGUUCCCGAUACAAGAAGUUUGAUGAGUUCUUCAAAGAGCUGCUGGAGAACGCCGAGAAGUCUCUGAACGACAUGUUUGUGCGGACGUACGGCCGGCUGUACAUGCAGAACUCGGAGCUGUUCAAGGACCUCUUCGUGGAGCUGAAGCGCUACUACGUGGGCGGCAACGUCAACCUGGAGGAGAUGCUCAACGAGUUCUGGGCGCGGCUGCUGGAGCGCAUGUUCCGGCUGGUGAACCCCCAGUACCACUUCACGGACGAGUACCUGGAGUGCGUCAGCAAGUACACGGAGCAGCUGAAGCCCUUCGGGGACGUGCCGCGCAAGCUCAAGCUGCAGGUGACGCGCGCCUUCGUGGCCGCCCGCACCUUCGCGCAGGGCCUGGCCGUCGCCAGGGACGUCAUCGGCAAAGUGUCUGCGGUGAACCCCACGCCGCAGGGUACGCGGGCGCUGCUGAAGAUGAUGUACUGCCCACACUGCCGAGGCCUGGUGUCAGUGAAGCCCUGCUACAACUACUGCUUUAAUGUCAUGAGAGGCUGCUUGGCCAACCAAGGGGACUUGGAUGCCGAGUGGAACAUCUUUAUGGAUUCGAUGCUGCUGGUAGCAGAGAGGCUAGAGGGACCUUUCAACAUUGAGUCUGUCAUGGACCCCAUUGAUGUGAAAAUUUCAGAUGCAAUCAUGAAUAUGCAGGAGAACAGCAUGCAGGUGUCUCAGAAGGUUUUCCAGGGAUGUGGCCAGCCAAAAACGCUCGCCCAAGGCCGGGCUGCUCGCUCUGUCUCUGAAGGUGGUUUCAGCGCUCGUUUCAGACCCUACAACCCUGAGGAGCGACCAACAACAGCUGCUGGCACGAGCUUGGACCGACUGGUUACUGAUGUGAAGGAGAAGCUGAAACAAGCCAAAAAAUUUUGGUCAUCUCUCCCUGGCAACAUUUGCAAUGAUGAAAAGAUGUCUGUAGGCACUGUCAAUGAGAAUGAGUGCUGGAAUGGGAGCGCCAAGAGCAGGUAUGACCUUGCAGUGACUGGAAAUGGCUUAGCAAGUCAAGUGAAUAACCCAGAGGUUGAAGUCGACAUUACCAAGCCAGACAUGGUGAUUCGCCGGCAGAUCAUGGCUCUGCGGGUGAUGACCAACAAGCUGAAGAACGCCUACAGUGGGAACGACGUCGACUUCAUUGACAUAAGUGAGGAGAGCAGCGGGGAGGAGAGCGGCAGCGGGUGCGAGCUCCAGCAGUGCUCCCCGGAGUUCGAGUUCAACGCCACCGAGGUCACCGGCAGCUCCAACAAGAGCGACAAGACCGUCAACACUUCUGCUGCCGCCACAAGCCGUCUGUCACAAGCAGCCUUGCUCCUUAGCAUUUUGUUCUUGGCCGUGCAAAGACAAUGGAGAUAA